Rhodamnia argentea is the source of this 571-nucleotide messenger RNA. RefSeq names its product dirigent protein 19-like. The record is from RefSeq and is a predicted model, not a curated record. Lineage: Eukaryota; Viridiplantae; Streptophyta; Magnoliopsida; Myrtales; Myrtaceae. Bases 29 to 571 code for a protein of 180 amino acids. The transcript has a single exon.
UAUCAUUCCCUUCCCAAUUCCCGCCACCAUGGCCUUAACCCUAAUGAAGCUUAUUCUCUUCUCAUUCCUUGUUUCUUCCACCGUACUCACUGCAAAAUCCGAACUCCUAACCUCCAAGCGCGAGAAGCUCACUCGCUUCCGCGUGUAUAUGCAGGAAAAAUUUGCCGGGAGCAACGCCACCGACAUAACCGUGGCCCAGGCAUCGACGACUAACCAAUCCGCCACGUCAUUCGGUCUAGUAAGGGUUUUCGACGAUGCACUAACCGUGGGCCCCGAGAAGAGCUCGAAGAAGGUGGGCGCAGUACAGGGCAUGUUCGCAUGCGCAUCCCAAAGCGAGUUCGCCUUGUCGAUGUCCAUGACCUUCACGUUCACGGCGGGGAAGUACAACGGGAGCACUUUGACUGUUGUGGGGAGCAACUUGCUGUCGUUGAAGGUGAGGGAAAUGCCUAUCGUGGGUGGAACUGGUCUUUUCCGGUUGGCCCGGGGUUAUGUUCGGACCAGCACUUACUCGUCGGACCUGAAGAAUGAACUCUUCGUCCUUGCAUAUGAUUUCUAUGUGUACCACUAUUGA